UAAACAAAACCAAAAAUGAAAAAACACAUUGUUGCAAAAACAUGGCGUAUCAAUUUGGACAAUAGGAUGAGGACCAAGUCCACGUACGUUGUUUCUCCAGUCAAAAAAGACCCAAAGCGUUCAACUUUGACCACCUUCCGAGCAACAUCUUCAAGCCCCCUACAUCUCUUCCUAGCCACAUAUAUAACCUUCCCACUCUCUUUCGUUUGCUCUACACCAAACCAAAAGCAAAAUCGAAAGAAGAAAAAACAAGCGUCUUUUUUUGGGUUUUCGGACAUGGGAUUUGAAGAUUCAGACCGGAGUUCUGUGAAGAUAAGGGAGGUUUGGUCGGAUAAUUUGGAAUCAGAGUUCGAGUUGAUCAGUCAGGUAAUUGAUGAGUACCCUUUUAUUUCUAUGGACACCGAAUUCCCCGGUCUUGUUUUCAGACCAAAAGUGGACCCUACUAAGCCUUAUCUUGGCCAACUCCGACCCUCCGAUCAUUACAAUCUCAAAUCAAACGUUGAUGCUUUGAACUUGAUCCAAGUGGGCCUCACCCUCUCCGAUUCUUCGGGUAAUCUGCCAAACCUCGGAACCCACACUCAGUUCAUCUGGGAAUUCAAUUUCCGAGACUUCGAUGUGGACCGUGACGCUCACGCCCCUGAUUCCAUCGACCUUUUGAGGAGACAAGGGAUUGAUUUUGAGAAGAAUAAGGAAAAGGGGAUUGACUCGGUACGAUUCGCCGAGUUGAUGAUGUCGUCUGGACUCGUGUGCAAUGACUCAGUGAGUUGGGUGACCUUUCACAGCGCGUAUGAUUUCGGGUACCUGGUCAAGAUCCUAACGCGCCGGAACCUGCCCGGAGGCUUAGAUGAGUUUUUGAGGAUUCUCAGGGUGUUUUUCGGAAACAGAGUUUAUGAUUUGAAGCACAUGAUGAGAUUUUGCAAUAGCUUGUAUGGUGGGUUGGACCGGGUGGCUCGGACCCUGGAUGUGAACAGGGCGGUUGGGAAAUGUCACCAAGCGGGGUCCGAUUCAUUGCUGACAUGGCACGCGUUUCAGAAAAUGAGGGACGUGUAUUUUGUAAAUGAUGGACCGGAAAAGCAUGCCGGUGUAUUGUAUGGGUUGGAAGUUUAUUAAAUCAUGUUAAUUUAAUUGAAAGAUAAUUCAAUUUAAUUAAUUCAUUGAUUAAUUAGUUUAAAAUUUUGCAAAUCACUCUGAAAUUAUUUUUAAUUAAACCAUGCCUGUCUUUGGGUUUUGGGUAGCUGACCAUGCUUGCAGAAUGGCAGCCUUAAGCUUUGAUUAAAUUUGACUUCUAAUACUCUCGUUGCCACUGGAUAAUCCAUCAGAUUAAAACUAGUAGUAUUUUACUAUUUUAUUUGAAUACGCGAGGAUUAAAAUAUUAAUAAAUUUUAUAAGAUUGGAUGAUCAAAAUAAAGCUUAAACAGUGAAGAGAUCAAAAAAAAUAUAAUUUACGUUUUUAAUAUUUAAGAUUUAUUUUUUUUCAAAUGAAAUGUAAUUAAACGUAUGAAAUGAUAUGACAAUGCUGUCAAAUAAUUUGGCAUGCUAUAUUAAUCAACCGCUAAUAAUCAUCUAUUUUUACUAAUGCUGUCUACAACAGGGAUGUUUUAGUAAUAUUCCUGUCAGGGGAGGCAUGAACGGAAGAAAUUGUCCCUAGAGAGGCUUGAUGUUAUAAUUUUAG
This is a messenger RNA of Durio zibethinus, 1672 nucleotides long. RefSeq names its product putative CCR4-associated factor 1 homolog 9. The record is from RefSeq and is a predicted model, not a curated record. Lineage: Eukaryota; Viridiplantae; Streptophyta; Magnoliopsida; Malvales; Malvaceae. Gene Ontology annotation, molecular function: nucleic acid binding; poly(A)-specific ribonuclease activity. Gene Ontology annotation, cellular component: CCR4-NOT complex.